Molecule: messenger RNA, 3178 nt
Organism: Aplysia californica (California sea hare)
Lineage: Eukaryota; Metazoa; Mollusca; Gastropoda; Aplysiida; Aplysiidae
Exons: 6
Coding region: 284-2941 (885 amino acids)
Source: RefSeq, a predicted model, not a curated record
AUGUAGCUCACGUUCUCCCAUUUAGCUUUUACUGCUCUGUACCCUAUAAGAGAAAUGUUACGUUAUUUCAUGAAUUCUCAAAGCUUGUUGAAGUCGGCGUAAAACCACAACAACCCUGAUUUUGUUCCCUAGAGGUUACCGGGCGAGUGAGACGAACCACGCGGGAAAAUACGAGCAGUUUGUGAACGGUCAGUGGACAGUGAGGGAUUGCUCUCUGGCUGUGGCAGGUCUUGUGUGGGACCAGGGAGCUUGUCAGUGUGUGUGGGGACCUGACAGCAAGGAGAUGAUUACUGGACAGGGAAUCACCCCCUGUGAUAUCAUGCUCAACAUGACCUUUGAGAGCGGGACCAAGGACUCGGCCAAGAAUUCAUUCGUUGAGGUCGCUCGUGGGGUUCCCCUGGCCACUCACGUGGUGUCAAGGCCAGGGUACAAAGGUGUGGGGAGGACGGCUGCUCAUUUCACGGACACAGCUCUCAACAUCUGGCACUUCGCAGGAAACGAAAUGGGCACUUCUCUUCGUGUCGAAUUCAAAUUCAAAAUGACGAACAACCCAGCCAACAAGAACAACUACCAGAUCUUCCUGUCCAACGGCUGUAACGUGACCAUCCCCGGGUACACCACGCCCUCCCUCGCCAUCGGCUACAGGCCUGUGGACCAAUCCUACCUUCUGGCUUUUGAGACUGCCAGCGCUAAGAAAGCUAUUGUUUGUCAGCGACCAUUGGGCGCCUACGACUGGCACACAGUGUCUCUCAUCUACGAGGACGGCACGCUGCUCAUGAGAGUUGACGGUCACCCGUGCAUCAUCUCACAGGACUUUUCAGGUCCAGUCCAGAAGACAUCGUGUCCAUUGACCAUCGGAGCUGACCCCCUGGAGAGAGAAUCGAUGUACCAGGGAUAUCUUGAUGACUUGGUGGUUGCCCGCUACUGUCGCCGAUUCAUCGACCACGACCCCAAUGACGCUCAGAACGGGGAUCUGAACCCCAUGCCUGUGGAAGCAAUGGGCAAUCCAGGCCAGUACUCAAGCGGCGCCGGCGAGAACAAACAUCUUCAAAGGUUCCACAAAAACAACGGACAGCAAGGGAAGACAGAUACAGGGGCGGGACCGGCGAGGUACCAGGCAGGACCAGGUGGGAAUCCCUUCCAGCCUUGGAGUCAAGACAAGUCUGCUGACUCCAGACUACCUCAUGGGGGAAUCAGAAGCUCAAACUUCAGGUCAGCUCACUGGUUUGACAACAGCGACAUCGGACCCAUGAGCAGUUUCAGCUACCGGGCGGAGAGCGGAGAGGACUCUAGUUCUUACGACGAGGAGCGGGAAUACCUUGACUAUGGGGCAGACAAUCAGCAGAGAAAAAGUGGGGGUGGAUCGAAAUCUGAGAGUAGUCUCAAAGGACCUGGCGACGGGUAUUACACCAGGAAGCCGUUCUAUAAACCUAAGCCUGAGCGUCAACCCAGCAAAUGGUUUGAAAAAGGGUACAAAAGUACCGACCGUAAACAGGACAAUAACUACAGGUACUCUAAAAGUCAAAGUCCACCGAUUCAGAGGUACGAGUAUGAGCCUGUAGUUGUGAGGAAUAAGAACAUCAGGAAAUACGGUGAGCCUCUCAGACAGCCAGAUACGCCUAAGCUUUGGUUCAAGAGAAACAACGGGCAGUAUGGAAACGGUCAGAAGUCUGAGGAAAUCUCCAAAGGCGACUUCAAACCCGUGGUAGAAAAGACUGCACCUACCCAGCCUUCUUUGUGGUUCAAAAAGGACGAAGAGGCAAAAGUGAUAGAGAAGUAUGCGCCAGAGUAUGAAGAAAUUCCGCAAUAUGAAGACUCCAAAGACUACGACGGGCCGACAGGAAGUGAAGAAAUUAUCAUCUCCAAGAAACAGAAAACAGUUGACAACGAUAAGCUAGUGUCUGUUGAGAAGAAAGAAGAGGAAAAGGAACCGUUGUAUGGUCAGGAAGAGAAAGUGGGUGACUACAAGGACGACUAUACUGUGGGGGAGGAUUGGAAAGGUAAAGAUUCUCGAGGGAGUAAAGAAGUAGAAAAUAAGAAAUGGGAACCUAAGACAGAGAACAAAGAGGAUUAUCAGCAAAAGGAUUACUAUGCAGAUUAUGAAGAGCCCGUGAAGCAGAAAGGAGAUAUUGAGGAGCCUGUCAAUGAUUACGACAACAAGGUGUCCAACAAAGGUUUAGCCAAAAUACCCAAGAUCCCCAAAAACAAGAGAUGGUACAAAAAACCGUUCUCACAGUCAAGUCCUGAUUACGAAGAGCAGGUCAAUGUCGAUCAAAUUGUCAAACCCAAAUCGGCAUCCGAUUUCUACAAGCAGGAGCAGUUGGAGCAAGACUUACAACCGAAAGAAAAGAAACAUUUUUUCAACGAGGAGGAUCUCCUGGCGCAGUACAAGCCUUAUGACGGACAGAAGUUUGAACAAAUGUACGGCUCUGUUCUCGCCAAGUCGCUGGAGAGUGUCAGAAGAACCCGGACGUUCACUCAAGACUACGACACCUCAGAGAAAGACGAGAGCACCAAAGAAGACCUCAAGUAUCUAUUUCAAGAACCAAAAGCCAACGUUGAAACACAAUUAGAGCCACUGACGGACAAAUCGGGAAGCGAAGACAAUUGGAAACCUAAACAACAGGCCAAAACCAAACCAGUACAGUCGGAACUGAAGGAAGAGAAAAACGUGAACUCCUUUUUGCCGGAUCGUAAACCCGUUUCCUACACAGACGGUAAAAAGACACAGGGCAAAUAUGAGGAGGCAUCAGGUAAAUCUUCAUUUUCCCGUGCUGCCAGCGACCCCCAGGGCGAAGAGCAGGUGUUCAAAUACCGAGGCCCCCGCCGCCCUGACGUCACACACUCCAGGCGAGAGAGGACAAAACAGAAACCACACGGCUUCAUGUCUCGCAGAAAUAAGCCAAUCAGAUGGUCGCGUCAACUUUACUCCAGAUAUUGAGGCAAUUGGCAGGAGAUGGAGGAAUGUAACUCCUCCGUGACAAUUGUCUCAUAUCUGUGAGCAAUCCUUUUGCUUUAUUGCGUCUUUUUUGUGGCAUUUCCAUUUUCAUUAACAUGAAUGUAUUGCUGUUUUACAAUAUGAUAUUCUAAGUACUGUCUUUUCCCGCCAAACCCACCCAAUCGCUUUCUCUCUGUAUCUCUCUCUUUGUAUCUCUCUCUCUGUGUAUCUCUCUCUCUG